AUGGCAGCCUCCACCACCUCCCACCGCCCGAUCAAGGGGAUCCUGAAAAACAAAGUUUCCACCAGUUCCUCCGUAGCAUCUCCUGCCCAGCCAUCAGAAGGUGCUACCCAGGAGGUGCAGCGAAAGAAAUCUCAGAGGUGGGAUGAAUCCAACAUUCUGGAGACACGCCGUUCAUCAUACAGAGACUAUGAUUUAAUGAAGAUAAACGAGCCUGGCACUCUCUGCGUUAGUGUACAAGAUGAUGGGGAAGAUCCCAGUGAAGUCGAAGCAAAAGAAGACAUGACUCCAGACAUCUUAGCUAAGAAACUAGCAGCCACUAACGCAUUUGGGCCCGAUUGCCAGGAAGAAGAGCAAGACAGCAGUGAAGCACACACCAGCAAAUACCUUCUCGAUAAACAAGAGAAACAGAGACAGUUUGAGAUGAAAAGGAAGCUCCAUUACAACGAAGGACUGAACAUCAAGUUAGCUAGACAAUUAAUUUCAGAAGACCUACAAGCUGAAGCGGAAGAAGAUAAAAAUCAAGAAAGUCUACAUUUUACAAAUGAAGAAAAGUCUACUACAGAAGAAGCUCACACAAUGGAAGAACUACACACCCAGUCUACCAACGCCUAG
Marmota monax (woodchuck) is the source of this 612-nucleotide messenger RNA. It is a transcript of the gene Ppp1r2c, whose product is annotated as PPP1R2C family member C. Gene Ontology annotation, molecular function: protein phosphatase inhibitor activity. The record is from RefSeq and is a predicted model, not a curated record. The transcript has a single exon. Gene Ontology annotation, biological process: regulation of signal transduction. Bases 1 to 612 code for a protein of 203 amino acids. Lineage: Eukaryota; Metazoa; Chordata; Mammalia; Rodentia; Sciuridae.